Molecule: messenger RNA, 2176 nt
Organism: Theobroma cacao (cacao)
Lineage: Eukaryota; Viridiplantae; Streptophyta; Magnoliopsida; Malvales; Malvaceae
Product: phosphoglucomutase, putative / glucose phosphomutase
Biological process (GO): carbohydrate metabolic process
Cellular component (GO): chloroplast stroma
Molecular function (GO): phosphomannomutase activity
Source: RefSeq, a predicted model, not a curated record
UAGGGUUAUAGUUUAUUGGGUUAUUCUUAUCUUUCAAAGCUUUCUCGAUCGGUCUAAAACCCAUCCUUCCAGGAUUUUUCAAACAAACCAAGAGCGCCAACUUGAACAGAAAUCCAUGGCUUCUACUUCAACAUCCCCAAUACCCUUGCGAGGCAAUGCUCGAAAACCGAGUUUCUCACCAUUACCAGCUAAAGAUGCAUCGCAAAAGACGCUUAGCUUUUCAUUUUCAUCACGGUCAAGCAAAGUCAUAUGCGUUAAAUCUUCUAGCACUGUGAAGUACAAUGAAGUGGUCGUCGAUGAAGAGAUAAACAAGAUUAGGAGACUCCAAAACGGGUCCGAUGUUCGGGGGGUUGCGUUGGAAGGCGAAAAGGGUCGAACAGUGGACCUAACCCCUCCAGCCGUGGAAGCAAUUGCCGAGAGUUUUGGAGAGUGGGUUAUCAAGGCCUUGGAAGAACGAGAACGACGUCCAGCGGAAGAUGUUAGAGUAUCACUUGGCAAAGACCCUCGAAUAUCAGGAGCAUCUCUCAGUGUAGCAGUAUUCGCAGGCCUUGCUCGAGCUGGUUGCUUGGUAUUUGACAUGGGCCUUGCAACGACGCCAGCUUGUUUUAUGAGCACAUUGCUGCCACCAUUUUGCUACGAUGCUUCAAUAAUGAUGACAGCUUCUCACUUACCCUACACCCGCAAUGGUCUGAAAUUCUUCACCAAGAAAGGAGGGCUAACCUCACCAGAGGUGGAACAGAUAUGUGACAAAGCUGCUCGUAAGUACGCGAACAGGCUGACGAAAGUAUCCACCAUGCUCAACUUUCCAUCGAAAAAGGUUGAUUUUAUGAGCGCUUAUGCAAAGCACCUUCGAGACAUCAUCAAGGAGAGAGUGAACCAUCCGCUUCACUAUGACACUCCACUUAAAGGAUUUCAGAUAAUUGUAAAUGCUGGAAAUGGAUCAGGAGGCUUCUUCACAUGGGAUGUGUUAGACAAGCUUGGCGCGGAUACCUUUGGUUCUCUGCACCUCAAUCCAGAUGGGAUGUUCCCCAAUCACAUCCCUAAUCCUGAAGACAAAACUGCAAUGGCAUUAACCAGAGCUGCUGUGCUACACAACUCAGCUGAUCUAGGGAUUGUUUUCGACACCGAUGUAGACCGCAGUGGUGUAGUCGACAACAAAGGCAACCCCAUCAAUGGGGACAAGCUUAUAGGCCUAAUGUCUGCCAUUGUUUUGAAGGAACAUCCUGGUACCACUAUUGUUACCGAUGCUCGUACAAGCAUGGCACUUACAAAAUUUAUCACUGAAAGGGGAGGUCAUCAUUGCUUGUAUCGUGUCGGAUACCGGAAUGUUAUUGAUAAGGCCGUUCAACUGAACAAGGAUGGCAUUGAAACACAUCUCAUGAUGGAAACUUCAGGACAUGGUGCACUCAAAGAGAAUUAUUUCCUGGAUGAUGGGGCUUUUAUGGUAGUAAAAAUCAUCAUCGAAAUGGUACACAUGAAGCUUUCCGGAUCAGAUGAAGGAAUAGGUAGUCUAAUAAAAGAUCUUGAAGAACCUCUGGAGUCUAUUGAGCUUAGGAUGAAUAUCAUCUCUGAGCCUAAAUAUGCAAAGGCAAGAGGUACGGAGGCGAUUGAAGCAUUCCGAUCUUACGUUGAGGAAGGUCAGCUUGAAGGCUGGGAAUUGGACUCCUGCGGUGACUGCUGGGUAAGCGAAGGCUGCCUUGUGGACUCAAACGACAGUCCAGCAGCCAUUGAUGCUCACAUGUACAGGGCUAAAGUUUCAAAUGAAAAAAAUGAAGAAGUUGGUUGGGUACACAUAAGGCAGAGUAUCCACAACCCAAAUAUCGCUGUAAAUGUGCAAUCGUCGGUGCCUGGAGGCUGUCAAUUGAUGACAAGAGUUCUCAGAGACAAGUUUCUCUUGGCAAGUGGAAUGGACGAAAUCCUUGACAUUUCUCAGGUCGAGAAGUACGCGAGAAUUGGGGAUAGGGCCUAACAUGCACUUUGCUUUCAGAAUUCGUAAUCUCUUUUCUAUUUUUCAUGGGAAAAUGCAAGGCAAUGACCUUAAUUAUAUAUUCUGUGACAUAUAAAAAGGAUGUAUUACUAUGUACAGAAAAGACAAUGCAUAUUAUAUUGCUGUUUUUUUAUUAUGGAUAUAAACAAAAAAGAAUUUGAAAAUAAUGCAAAAGGUAUUUAAUUACUA